This is a messenger RNA of Ogataea philodendri, 1431 nucleotides long. RefSeq lists its product as uncharacterized. Gene Ontology annotation, biological process: xenobiotic detoxification by transmembrane export across the plasma membrane. Gene Ontology annotation, molecular function: antiporter activity; xenobiotic transmembrane transporter activity. Gene Ontology annotation, cellular component: membrane. The record is from RefSeq and is a predicted model, not a curated record. Lineage: Eukaryota; Fungi; Ascomycota; Pichiomycetes; Pichiales; Pichiaceae. The coding region runs from base 1 to 1431 and encodes 476 amino acids. The transcript has a single exon.
AUGUCACUAAUACAAGACGCGGAUAGAACUCCUAAUUAUGACGCGAUAAACGACACCGACGUUCAAGAACUAUCUGAAACCAGAUACGACCGCAUCAAUGAAUUGCAGAAAAUCUUCAAAGACAGCGUACCGUUAGUUCUUACAAACUUUAUGCAAGACUUCCUGGCUAUUAGUCCUUUGAUGGUCAUAAGCCGUGUGUCUACACAGGCUCUAGCAGCUGCCAGUCUGGCCACCAUGUUCAUGAACAUUACGUGCUUGGGUGUGAUCCAGGGAGCUGUAACGUCCGUGGAGUCGUUUGCACCCCACGCUUACGGAGCAGGCAAUUACUCUCAGGUAGGCGAGGUUGUGCAAAAGAACCUGGCCGUCAACAUCCUUCUACUCAUUCCCUCUGCACUCUUAUGCUGGCACAGCGGCCCAAUUCUGGGGUUUCUCCAGCCGGACCAAGAGCUCGCACACCUGGCCCAGACUUACUUGCGGAUCGUGUUUUGCGGGAUCCCGGGCUUGCUGAUUUUUGAGCUGGGAAAGCGGUAUCUUCAAGCACAGCAGAUCUUCCAUGCUUCCACGUAUGCGCUGAUUGUUGUUUCUCCGCUCAGUUUGAUAUCGCUGUAUGUGUUCACGUUUACGUUUGGACUUGGGUUCUACGGAGCACCGAUUGUGGUUGCUGCCUCGUUCUGGGCCAUGGGACUGUUCCUUGUAGGCUACGUGCUACUUGUGGACGGAAAACAGUGCUGGCACGGGUUCAUCUACAAACGCAUGUUUGUGAAUAUUUCGGACCAGCUGUAUCUGGCAUUAUUUUCCCUAGUUGGAAUUGAGGCGGAAUACAUUGCGUACGAAGCAAUGGCGUUAGCUGCUGCAUAUUUUGGAGAAACGUCACUGGCUGCGCAGUCGAUCUGCUCAUCCGUUGGAUCUCUGGUGUUCCAGGUUCCAUUGGCAUUAAGCAGUUCCAUCUCCACCAGAGUCGGGUCACACAUCGGGUCUGGCAACGAGAAGUUUGCGCGCGACACCACGUACUUGUGCAUCAAGACGGCUUUUGUGCUUGGCCUAACCAUCACUGCUGUGCUGACGAUAUUUAUGAAGCCCAUCACGGCCGCGUUCACGAACGACCCGGAGGUGGCCGUGCUGUGCUACCGCGUGCUUCCUUUGUUGAACAUGACGCAGACGUACGACACAGCAAACGCGAUUCUGCAAGGCUUGCUGCGGAGUCAACGGCGUCAAGACGUUGGGUCGGCGUUCAACCUGAGCAUCUACUACUUGAUUGGUGUUCCUCUGGCGUACUGGCUGGCGUUUGGCAAGAGCUACGGAAUUUAUGGGCUGUGGAUCGCGUUCACGAUUUCUGUGUUUUUGCUCACGGCGGUGGAACUGGUUCUCAUUCUGCGUACCAAUUGGAAGGCCGUGAUGGAGAUCGCCAAUGAGGAGGAGGAGGAGAGCUGA